Molecule: messenger RNA, 1200 nt
Organism: Colletotrichum spaethianum
Lineage: Eukaryota; Fungi; Ascomycota; Sordariomycetes; Glomerellales; Glomerellaceae
Product: putative zinc-type alcohol dehydrogenase-like protein YogA
Exons: 2
Coding region: 1-1200 (399 amino acids)
Molecular function (GO): zinc ion binding; oxidoreductase activity
Source: RefSeq, a predicted model, not a curated record
AUGACGAACCAUCAUACCCCACGUCCCAAGACCAUGCGAGCUGUUAUCUGGGAAGGCAGGCCCUACGAGAUGGCUGUGAAGGCCGACAUCCCGCUGCCGCGUCUCAAGGAGCCCGAAGACGCCAUUGUUCGUAUUACCACGUCAGCCAUCUGCGGUACUGACUUGCACAUUUACCACGGCAUCAUUUCCAGUAGAGAAGUCCCUUACCCUGUUGGUCAUGAAGCUAUGGGCAUUGUCGAAGAGGUUGGUGAUGCCGUCGAUAACCUGCAAGUUGGCGAUCGUGUUGCUGUCUUCGGCUUGCCUGAGGACGGUGUCAUCCACACCGAUAAUCAACUCUUCCCGGUGUCUGUUGGUUUUGGACUUGGAAAGGACUUUGGUGACCUUGGGGGACUUCAGGACAGCUCCCUCAUCAAGAUCCCGAAGAAGCUGUCCGACAAAGAGUGGCUCACCCUCAGUGAUAUCUUCCCCACCGCGUGGGAAGGUCUCAACUGGUCAGGUUUCCAGCCCGGCGACUCUGUUGCUGUUUUUGGCGCAGGCCCCGUUGGUCUCCUAUGUGCCUACAGUGCCAUCAUCCGUGGCGCAAGCCUCGUCUAUGUUGUCGAUCACAUCCCUCAGCGCCUCGCUCAAGCGGCCAGCAUCGGCGCCGUGCCCAUCAACUUCACGAAGGGCGGUUCUGCAUCUGAGCAGAUCCUGGCCCUUCGGCCGGGAGGCGUCAACCGCAGCGUCGAUUGCUGUGGACAGGAAUGUGUCAAUCAGGAGAUGAAGCCUCAGCAAGACUACAUCAUCCGCGAGGCUAUUACUGUCACCUCUGCUGGCGGGGGCAUUGGUAUUCCGGGCGUUUACGUGGCUCUAGAGAAGAGUGCAGGUGCGCCAAAUGCUGACAAGAUGAAGGAGAACAUCACCUUUCCUGUCACGGACUUCUGGGGAAAGUCUCUCACGAUAAAGAGUGGCACAGUGGAAGGCAAAACGACAUUUGCUGCCCUGGUGAGGCUAAUAGAGAGCGGACAGGCGAGGCCGGGCUUCGUCGUAACGGCCGAGUAUGACCUCGACGAUGCGCCGAAAGCGUACAAGAGAUUCGACAAGAAGCUCGAGGUCAAGGUACUCUUCCGCGGAGCUGGCAAGGAGGGCAGAGAUGACUACGAUUGGGGUGAAGAGAAGGAACAUAAGGAGGCAGGUCAGAAUGAGACCAACAAGAGGUAA